AGCAGAAAGAAGCUGAAAGAGAAAGAGUAGCUUGGUAAAUGCCAAGUGGAGAAGGGUAAGACGAGGACUGCCUGUGGCUUGUGGUAAAUGACUAUGAGAGUGAAAAGGAGAGGCAACAAGGGGUUACGCGACUCCUCAUGGUACAUUUCAAGUUCAGUUCUCGUGGGACAGCCGGUCUCAUUCGUUUGCUAACCACUCUAAAAAUAAUUUGUUAAAUGUAUUCCCACGGUUUUAAAACGUAAAACACCGCGAAAAGCGAUUCCAACGGGAAAUUGUUAUUUUCCACAGGUGAAUAUCAGCCCAAACUCUUGGCGAGGCUCAUUAGAUGAAACGAUAACGUCUAGAGUAUCCGGGAAGUGGCUUAUCGCCUUGUAGUGGAUGCAACCACGGCGUAAUCAGGAACACACGACCAGAGCAUCAACCCGAAUCGGCCCUUCUCCCUUCUUCCUGUGCAUUCGUAUUCAUCACGUCAUCGCAAUGUGUACACCAUCCGCAUGCAGUCCAAUGAUUUUAGUGGUGGACAAUGAGUUUUAGUUUGUUCCACAUCAUACACAAUCCAAAUUGGCGCGAUGAACUCUCAUUGAUGGUUCAAUUGUAAUUGUCCAGCUUGAAAUUCAGAUUGAAAUUACUAAACUGUACGAAUUGUUCCUGGUCCAUUGUUUCACUUGCUCCUUCACCAGGCAAAACCAAUCUAGUCUGCAUGGGCUUUUAUGCUAUCCAGCGACAUUGACAUUUCCAUUUUCUUCUCGGGAUGAAAGUGACCCGAGUCAUGUGUUUCUCCUUGGUUUUAGCUAUCGAAAUGCUAUUUGCGGCUGUCUGGAUUUUCUUGUACACCGCAGCUGAAAGUCAUCAAGUCAGGUUCUUUCGGACAUUUGAAUGCAUUAAUGGCCAGUGCCAGCGAACACAACGACCGGUAUCAAUUCUUGAUGUCGAGAGACUGAAAAUCCAUGGACAGCAUACCACUCUGGCAGCUUGCAAGUUGAUCUGUGGAGGCAAUGGAGCACUUUGGCCUUUACCCACCGGCCCUUUCAGUAUCGGCAAUAAUUAUCUCCUCACACAUCCCGACAAAAUAACUUUCGACCUGACAAGAAUUCCCCCAGGGGUUGAUUCAUUGAUUAAUGAAGUAAUCAACAUAUUCAGAACAAAUGUUGAAUCAUCCUGCGGUGAUAACUGUGAUGCAGUUGAUUCAUCAGUGAUUGUCCAUGUCAAUGUGGAGUCAGGAAAUCUCGAACUCGGUUGGAAUACCUACGAGAACUACAUUCUUCGGAUCAUCACUGAAGAUGAGGAAGUGCACGUACACAUCAAUGCGACCUCUGUAUACGGGGCUCGUCAUGCUCUGGAAACUCUCUCUCAGCUAAUUGCACCGAUCAUUAAAUCGAGUGAUAAGAGAGGAUUGGUGAUCAUCGAUGAGGCUAAUAUCGAUGAUAAACCAAUUUUUAAACACAGGGGAGUUAUGAUAGAUACUGGGAGAAAUUAUCUACCGGUCUCUGCGAUAUUAAGAACAAUCGAUGGACUCGCAGCUACAAAAAUGAAUGUUCUACAUUGGCAUGCCACUGAUUCACAGAGCUUUCCAUUGCAGAUCAAAAGCAGACCACUAAUGUCAUGGUACGGCGCUUAUUCGCCGAAGAUGAUCUACACCCCUGAAGACAUGGGGCGUAUUAGAAACUACGCGAAAUAUCGGGGAGUGAGAGUGAUUCUGGAGAUGGAUUCUCCAGCUCAUGCAGCGACUGGUUGGGAAUGGGGUGAGACCCAGGGACUUGGAAAAUUAGCGGUUUGUGUUGAGCAACAACCCUGGAGGAAUUUCUGUAUUCAACCACCAUGUGGACAGUUAAAUCCAGUCAAUCCUCAUGUCUUUGAAGUUCUCAGGGAUGUGUACAAGGAUUUUUUUUCAAUUCUGGGGAACGACACUGUCCUGCAUAUUGGAGGAGACGAGGUAUGGUUGCCAUGUUGGAACUCCACCCAGGAGAUUGUCGACGCAAUGCAGGCCAGAGGCUUGGGUAGAACAACCGAGGACUUUUUAAAACUUUGGGGAGAGUUCCACAACGAACAGUUGGAACUCAUAAGCAAACUUAAAGAGAGAAGCGACUCUGUGAUCGUUUGGAGCUCUGGUCUCACUGAACCCAAUGUAAUUGAGCAGUAUCUUGAUAAAAAUCGGUUUAUUAUACAAACAUGGCUGCCAGCCGCCUCCACCGUUCCGGAAGAACUCCUCAAACGGGGAUACAAAUUGAUUAUCUCAACGAAAGACGCCUGGUACUUGGAUCAUGGCUUCUGGGGAAUUACAAAGUACCAUUCGUGGAGGGAUGUAUACGAAAAUAGAAUCCCAAGAAAGGAGGCUGUCCUUGGAGGUGAGGUGUGCAUGUGGGGCGAAUAUGUGAAUCAAGGGGGUCUGGAUGCUAGAAUAUGGCCAAGAGCAGCAGCAGCUGGUGAAAGACUCUGGACAGAUUCCACGACAUUAAAAACAAUCGAUGUGGAACCGAGGUUUCAGGCUCACAGAGACAGACUGGAGAACCGAAAUGUUAAAGUUGAUGCAAUUUCUCCUGCGUGGUGUGCGCAGCAUGCAACAAAGUGUGAUUAGCAGAUCAAUUGCCAAGAAUUUUAAUAUUCUUACAAUUUUGCUAUUGGGGAUGACGUCUCCCGUUGAUUCUUCCUCGUUGAAUAAUAAUUACUUCUACAAGAAUAUCUUUGAUAUUUCAAGCCAGAUGAUUAAUGUGUGAUAAUAGGAGAAGAAGAUGCAGGAGAAGAAUGAAGCAGUCCUGUUACCUGAUAAUUGAAAAACAAUAAAACGUUUCUAAAAAUUGUUUAAUCUACGUAAUUAACAGGUGUUAAUUAUUGGGUAUUGGUGUGACAAAAAAGAAAUUAAAGAACAAUUUCACUAUUUAAUGACGGGAUACAGGUGUCAAAUAGAAAAUCCAUUCCAAAUUAUUGCCUUCUCAAUUUUCACUUAUUUUAAAUUAUUAUUAUUUUCACUAUUAUUUAAAAUAGUCAUUCUGUCAUCCGCGAAAGACAUUCGAGAUUGUUAAUUGAUUGAAUUACUACUAGACUAAUUUAAAUAAAAGCAUGUCCAUAUUACCCCCCACUCCCCUGCAGAUUUACUGCAAAUUUUCAUGGGCAUUAUCUAUAAUACUGAUUUUAAUUUCAAAAAUAUUUGGAA
Molecule: messenger RNA, 3151 nt
Organism: Fopius arisanus
Lineage: Eukaryota; Metazoa; Arthropoda; Insecta; Hymenoptera; Braconidae
Gene: Hexo2
Product: Hexosaminidase 2
Exons: 8
Coding region: 752-2575 (607 amino acids)
Biological process (GO): protein deglycosylation; ganglioside catabolic process; carbohydrate metabolic process
Cellular component (GO): plasma membrane; lysosome
Molecular function (GO): beta-N-acetylglucosaminidase activity
Source: RefSeq, a predicted model, not a curated record